This is a messenger RNA of Penicillium waksmanii, 1317 nucleotides long. RefSeq names its product putative extracellular exo-polygalacturonase. Bases 1 to 1317 code for a protein of 438 amino acids. The transcript is spliced from 7 exons. Gene Ontology annotation, biological process: carbohydrate metabolic process. NCBI's taxonomy places the organism in Eukaryota, Fungi, Ascomycota, Eurotiomycetes, Eurotiales, Aspergillaceae. The record is from RefSeq and is a predicted model, not a curated record. Gene Ontology annotation, molecular function: polygalacturonase activity.
AUGAAGAUCUCCAAUACAUUAACCCAGGCUCUGGGUCUUUUCCUGUCUUUUGGCAUGACAGCCGAGGGAAAAUCAUCACCAGGAAAGAAAUAUUCUCGAACCGACGCUUGCAAGCCUCACCACCCCUUUCGCCCGUUGCCAAUUAGUCAAGCUCGUACACGCACUUGCCAUGUCGCCAACCACGGCAAGGGAGUCGAUGAUUCGAAGAAUAUCCUGCAAGCACUGCACAAAUGUAAUAAUGGCGGCAAGGUUGUUUUCGACGAAGAUAAAACCUACACAGUUGGAACGGCGCUGGAUAUGACCUUCCUGAAGCAUGUGGAUCUCGAGGUUCUUGGUACAAUUCAAUUUACCAAUGACACAGACUACUGGCAAGAAAACGCUUUCAAGCAAAUCUAUCAAAACGCAACGACCUUCUUCCAGCUUGGCGGAGAAGACGUCAAUGUCUACGGCGGCGGAACUAUCGACGGUAACGGACAGGUCUGGUACGAUCUUUAUGCCGAAGAUGCGUUGAUUCUGCGCCCGAUUCUGGUGGGCGUUAUUGGGUUGCAGGGCGGCACUAUUGGGCCGCUUAAGCUGCGCUAUUCGCCGCAGUGGUAUCACUUCGUGGCUAAUUCGUCGAAUGUGCUUUUCGAGGGCAUUGAUAUUUCCGGAUUCAGUACGAGCAAGAAUACUGCGAAGAAUACAGAUGGAUGGGAUCUAUACCGCUCGUCGAAUAUUGUUAUUCAAGACUCGGUUAUUAACAAUGGAGAUGAUUGCGUUUCCUUUAAGCCCAACGCUACAGAUAUCCUCGUUCAAAACCUCCACUGCAAUGGCUCUCACGGUAUUUCCGUCGGUUCACUUGGCCAGUACCCAGGUGAAGUGGAUAUUGUGGAGAAUCUUCUCAUCUACAACAUUUCCAUGUUCAACGCAUCUGACGGCGCUCGCAUCAAGGUUUGGCCAGGCAUUUCCUCUGCCCUGUCGACCGACCUCCAAGGUGGAGGUGGCUCUGGCAGUGUGAAGAACGUUACCUAUGACACCAUGACCAUCGACAAUGUCGACUACGCCAUUGAGGUGACCCAGUGCUAUGGUCAGAAAAAUCUCACCCUGUGCAAUCAGUAUCCUUCCGAGUUGACCAUUUCCGAUAUUCUUUUCACGAACAUCAAGGGUACAACGUCGGGCAAGUAUGACCCUGAUGUUGGUACCGUUGUUUGCUCGAGCGAGACUGUUUGCUCUAAUAUCAAGGCUACGAACAUUGAUGUUCAGAGCCCCGAUGGUGAUGAUGAGUUUGUUUGCACGAAUGUUGAUGAUACAUUAUUGGAAGUUAACUGCGCUGCUUAG